UAAAACCUGUAGGAUGAAUACAGUUUCAUUAGAUUGAAGUCAUUUUUCAAGACUGCCAUCCAACUGGACUGACUGCCUAAAGCUAUGCGUCGAGUGGACUGGUCAUCACGGCCUGCUGAGGCUCAGAGGCGAGAAGAGAGGAGGACAGAGAUCAGACUGGCCGAGGGUCUGCAGAGACUGGACCAGGCCAAACAUUAUCACCUCAACACACUGACCCGAGAACAACGCCGACUCAGUAGAGACCUUGCCUCCAUCAAAACAGGUAACUCCUGGAAAAGAGGACUCCACAGUUUGGGGCUUCGAGCCUCCAACCAUGAUACCGGACGUCCUGUUGCGUAUUACAAGAGGACUUUAUUACCCAUCAUCCCUCUGGUGGGCAAAGAGGCAGACGAUCACAGGACCUCUUCUCUGCAGGCUCGUGUUCAGGAGUUUAUCAGCAGUGGGGGCAAAAGGACAGAACACUCCUCUGAGGCUCUCUGUCUGCCGGACCUGAAACAGCAGCCUGUCACCUCUUUAACCACUACAAGCACACAUACAGACCGAGAGGAGAGCAAGGAGAAAGAGAUAGAGGGACACAUGGAGGUAGUGAGGGACAGAGAAAAAGACAGCCAGAAAGAAAAGGAAUGGAAGCUGUUAAGGGAAAGAGAGAAAGACAAUGAAAGUGGAGCUGAGAUAAAUGGGAAUAGGGGUCUAUCUCCUCCUGUGUCUUUCCCCUCUGAUAUGCUCGCUCCUGAUGGACAUUUAAGAACAGUUCACACGUUGCCAAAUUUUGCCCAGGCCCUGGUCGAAGCAAGAAAAGCAAGAUACAUCAGACACAGGGGACAACCGCUGUGUGAGAGAGAACUCACCAUACGAGAGAUAUUUGCCCAGGAUCCAAGACGCACUCCAGCUGUUUGAGAGACUAAAACAGCAGUUGUCAACUGGAUUUGCUUCAAGACCUAUUUGAAUUGGACACAAUUUGUAAAACACAGGGCAGCAAGUUACUGCACUUCCUAAAUUAUCUAGUGCCAAAAAUUAUGUUAAGCUACUGACUGUAUUUAAAUUGGCUUUUUUGGGGCAUUGGCUAUUACGAGAUGACAACCCAUCCCGGACAUCCUAAAUGAAGAUUUUCAUGUAAUCAUAUUUGCUGUAUACAGAGAGCAAGUCUAACACCUUUGGUUCUUCUUGUUGAACUACUCUCGGCAGCUUGUUCUCACAUUGCCACCCAUUGAACCUAAGCAGGGUUGUGUCUAGUUAGUACCUGGAUGGGAGACUACCUGGAAAAAACUAGGUUGGUGCUGUAAGAGGUGCUAGUGAGGCCAGCAGGGGGUGCUCACCCUGUGGUUUUCCUGGGUCCUAGUGACAGGAUAGUGAUGGGACUAUACACUUUCAGUAAGAACCGUUAUUAGGAUGAGACAAUAAACUGAGGUCUUGACUCUCUGUGGCAACCUAAAAAUCCCAGGAUGUCUUGCAAAAAGGGUAGGGGUCUGUUCCUGUAUCCUGGCCAAACUUGUCCACGGAAUUCUGUCCAUCAUGGACAAUUCUUGUAUCAUCUAAUUGGCUUCAUCACUCUUAUCUCAACCAUUAAGCAGGUGUGUGUGGACUUUCACUUGGAAUGGCUGCCAAUGUGUUAUCUAAGUUGAUGCUGCACACUGGUGGUGGUUGAGGAGACUCCCCCACCAUCCCAAAUGGAACUUGAGCUAGUGAUUUUGAUAUGGGAGGCUGGUGUAAUAAGGAUUCUAAAGACCGAAGUAUCUACAACAGAGGUCAUCAUACCUGUUCCUGGAGAUCUAACUUCCUGCUGAGUUUAGCUUCAACCUUGAUCAAAUACAACUAAACCAAUUAAUCGGAACCUGAAGUAGCACUUGAUAACUGCAGACAGGGUGUUUGAUCAGGGUUGCAACUGAAAUCUGCAGGAAGGUAGAUCUCCAGGAACAGGAUUGGUGACUUCUGGUCUACAGGAACUCUUGAGAUCAGAAGACUGAAGUUAACUUACACACUUCUUAUUAGCUGGACUUACUACACUCACACCACUAAAUCUCACUCCAAUUCAGGUCAUGUCAGCAGUCUAAACCCUCUGGUUCUUCUCAACCUAUUUAAAGCAGGAUUUGAGCUUGCAAUUC
Danio aesculapii is the source of this 2102-nucleotide messenger RNA. RefSeq lists its product as uncharacterized. The transcript has 4 exons. The record is from RefSeq and is a predicted model, not a curated record. Lineage: Eukaryota; Metazoa; Chordata; Actinopteri; Cypriniformes; Danionidae. Bases 85 to 897 code for a protein of 270 amino acids.